AUGUAUUUUCUUGUCAUGAGGAAGAAUAUGUUGUUAAAUAUUCUUCUAUCACUGAUGUGGCUAAUGCAGGCAAACUCGAAAGUUCCAAUUCGAAGACAUCGAACAUGUCGGAGAUUUUUUCGAAAUCCUGGCUGGUGGCAAACGGUAUGGGAUACAUACAGUGACGCAAGAUUUAAAAAGACCCUGCGAAUUUCGCGGAAGACAUUUCAGCACAUCUUACCACCAAUCAGAAGCAGACUAGAACGGCAGAACAUUAACGAGGAACCUGUAACUCCUGAAGAAAGACUUGCAAUUUGUUUAUAUCGCCUCGGUAGGGGAGAUUACUAUCAUACGAUAUCACAAAUAUCCGGCCUUGGGGUUUCUACGGAGCGUAAUAUCGUUUGUGAAGUUUUUUUAGCAAUCGUGGAGUGUCCGUGGAGUUCAGAAGUGGCUAAACAUUUGCCAACAAGUAAAGAAAUGUUCAAAAACAAAUUGGUUGAAAUGGAGGGGUUUUGGCAGUUUCCGUUUUGUUGGGCUGCUGUAGACGGAUGCCAUAUUCCGAUUAAAUGCCCGCCUGGUGGACUUGAAUCUUGCAAGGAGUAUCAAAACUUCAAAAACUUUUAUUCGGUGGUAUUAAUGGCAUUCGUUGAUGCAAGGUAUCGUUUUAUAUGGGCCAGUUGCGGUUUUCCUGGGAACUCCCAUGAUGCCGUCAUCUUACAGUCUACAGACUUGUGGCAACAAAUAGCAGAAGGUGUAUUCUUUCCGCAAAUUGGAAAGAGAGUCAUGAAUAGAACUUUACCACCACUUGUGCUUGGAGACUCAGCCUUUCCUUUACAGUCGUGGCUCAUGAAGCCCUACACAGAUGCCGUUCUAACAGAAGAGCAAAGGUAUUUCAACUACAGGCUCAGUCGAGCACGCAUGGUCACAGAAGGCGCUUAUGGGCGAUUGAAGGGCCGAUGGCGUGUUCUCCUGCGUAAAUGUGAAAGUAGUGCUCAUGAGGUUAAAAUCGCAACCCUCGCGUGUAUUGUUUUGCAUAAUGCUUGCAUUGAAUAUGGAGAUGCCAUAUCCAAGAAAUGUGAUCUGUCCAUUGACCCGGUCACAAAUCAAAAGCGAGACAGAGAAACAGUGCGCGAGAUGCUUAAAAUGAGGUCGUGCAGAAAACUAAAGGACAAUUCAGUAGAUCAGGGAAGCAAAAACCGGGAAGCUCUUAAAAACAUGUUUUACAAUGAGAAGAACAAAGCAUAG
Dendronephthya gigantea is the source of this 1224-nucleotide messenger RNA. Its product is annotated as protein ALP1-like. The record is from RefSeq and is a predicted model, not a curated record. Bases 1 to 1224 code for a protein of 407 amino acids. NCBI's taxonomy places the organism in Eukaryota, Metazoa, Cnidaria, Anthozoa, Malacalcyonacea, Nephtheidae. The transcript has a single exon.